UUCUUUAUUGUGACGCAUCAUGUAUAUGACACAUUAUGCAAUAUAUAGGGGUCACUUUUGCUCUUGUCUUCCUCAUCUCCAAAUCUCCAUUUUCUUUAAAGAUUUUGGAUACUCACCAUUGCAAAACCUCUCAAGGUUUUCUUACUCGAUGGCGGCUAACGAGGAGUUGAAGGUUGAUGUGGAACAAGUUCACGUGACAUCACCACCAUCGGGGGGUGGAGGUCUAGCAAGACAAGGCAGUGUCUCGAAAAACAACUGUUUAUGUUCUCCAACCACCCACGCAGGUUCGUUUCGUUGCAGGCUCCAUCGUUCCCCUAGCGGCAUUCAACGCACUAAAAGUAUUAAUUCAGAUUCUAAGACUGAUGAUCAUAAUGCAAAUAACGUUAAUGACACCAUGAAAACCGUCAUAGCGCCAUGAUUCUUUUGCCUUUUUCUUUUUUUUCUUAUUAAAGUACAUGUAAAUGGGGGAAACCAUGACAUGUUUUUCAAUAUAUAUAUGAUCGUUAUAUGUGAGAUUAUUGUGUUAGUUCUAUUGGUCGAAAUGAAGCUGAUUUUAAAAAAGAUCAAAGGUGUUGGUCAACCA
Helianthus annuus (common sunflower) is the source of this 583-nucleotide messenger RNA. RefSeq lists its product as uncharacterized. Bases 20 to 418 code for a protein of 132 amino acids. Lineage: Eukaryota; Viridiplantae; Streptophyta; Magnoliopsida; Asterales; Asteraceae. The record is from RefSeq and is a predicted model, not a curated record. The transcript is spliced from 2 exons.